Molecule: messenger RNA, 1841 nt
Organism: Spodoptera frugiperda (fall armyworm)
Lineage: Eukaryota; Metazoa; Arthropoda; Insecta; Lepidoptera; Noctuidae
Product: juvenile hormone esterase-like
Exons: 4
Coding region: 88-1800 (570 amino acids)
Source: RefSeq, a predicted model, not a curated record
UAAGUACAUAUGUACGUAUCGUGUUUAUUUUUUGGAUGUUAAUGGCGGUAUAUAAGAGUUACCUGGUGGCUUGUUGCGUGACUACAGAUGGUGCAUAGCUUGUAUAGCGGCACCAGGUCGAUCACGAUGGAAACUAAAAUAUCAUUCUUUUUAUUUUUUACUUGCUUUCUUCAAUGGAUAUCUUGUGAAUAUGUCGAAGUGGAUGUGGCUCAAGGUCGCUUGCGUGGAGAGAUCUUAGAAACGGUUACUGGUGAAACAACGUACUGCAGCUUUAAAGGCAUUCCUUAUGCCAAGCCUCCCGUCGGUCCUCUCAGGUUCAAGGAUCCUCAACCACCAGAACCAUGGGACGGAGUAAGAAACGCCACCCAACACGGUUCCGUGUGCCCGCAAGUAGAGUUACUCAACAACAUCGUGAUACCUGGCGAUGAAGACUGUCUCUUUCUCAAUGUCUACACCCCCACUCUCACACCAAAAUCUCCACUACCCGUCAUGGUCUUCAUUCAUGGAGGAUCCUUCAAAUUUGGCUCUGGAGACGUCGAUGUUUACGGACCAGAUUUCUUAGUAGCCAAAGAUGUAAUUGUCGUCACGAUAAAUUACAGGUUAGAUGUGUUAGGAUUCCUCACGUUAGGAACAAAGGAAGUCCCUGGCAACGCUGCAAUGAAGGAUCAAGUCUUUGCAUUAAGAUGGGUGAACAAAAAUAUUAAAUACUUUGGAGGUGACAAUCAAAAAGUCACCUUAUUUGGAGAAAGCGCUGGUGCAGUUGCUGUUGGUUAUCACUUGGUUUCUCCAAUGUCCAAGGGUCUGUUUCAAAGAGCAAUAUUAGAAAGUGGUGCCACCAGUGUAGACUGUUUCCUGCCUCACAAACCGAAAGAGAGAGCGUUUGCUCUUGGAAAAGACCUUAAUAUUAUUACUAAAAAUGCCACUGAACUUCUUCUCUCACUGCAAGAGCUACCAACCCUGGAACUGCUGAAUAGGACUGCAUAUCUGUUUGCAUCUGAAGAAUUGACUCAUGUUGUGUUUAAGUUUAGUGCAUUCACUCCCGUGCUAGAAGAAGACUAUGGCCAAGAGAUAUUUGUGAGUGAAGAUCCCUACGAUUCCUUAGACCGUGGUAACGUCAAUAAUGUAGACGUCAUGGUCAGUUACAACCAACAUGAGACGCUCAUCAUGCUGCCGUUCUAUGUCAAUGACAAUUUUAGGUACAUCCAACGGUACAACAGAUACCCAGAGAUGCUAGUUCCCAGUAAAAUUCUGAUGAAGGCCAAUACUGAUGACAUCUACUACUUAUCGAAAAAAAUUAACGAUUUCUACUUCGGCGACAAGAGUAUAAGUGUUGAAAACAUGCCCGAGUUCAUCAACUACUCUAGUUUCGCCAGUGUCGUGUAUGAUGUCCACAGAUUUAUCAGACGCUGGCCUAAAGUUGGGAGUGUCUACCUCUUUAAAUUCCAAGGUUAUUCAAGCCGAAGCUUCUACGGUUUACAGGGUGCUCCCUAUGGCGUGUUUGGUCCUGCUCACUUUGAUGAUUUGUUCUAUGUAUUUGAUCCUAAAUUGAUGCAGUUCCCUCUGCCAAUUAACAGCACAGAGUAUAAAAUGGUUCAACAAAUGAGUAGCAUUUUCUCAAACUUUGCUAAAUUUGGAAACCCGUCUCCAAACAAGUCUCUGGGUGUGUCCUGGCCUCAGUACAACAAAAGUAAGCAAGCGUAUGCGAUCGUAGCUGAAAACAUCACCAUUGACUACAAACCUGAUGCUAAAGACAUCAAAUUCUGGAAGGACAUUCUUGAAUACGCUCACAUCAAGUUCUAGUCCUUAUAUUUCAAGUUAAUAAUAAAUUGCUUUGAAAUCUA